CUGGCCAGCAAAGUAGUCGAUUCUUGUACGGCAUGGGUGUACGCCGUGCGUGCUCAGCUGCCGGCAAAACAGCUUGCCAGGAGGGACCUGCGGCUAUGUUUGACGAAUCCUCAGAGCCAGUCGCACAUUAAGAUGUUGCGGUCUGUGCGUGACACACUACCCCGGGUAAGUUAUGAUUCCGAUCGUUAAUCAUUUUAAACGGGAAAUAACAAUCAUACAAAAACAGUACCGAGGGCGAGCUUUUGAGGAUAUUUAAUCGAUUUUUGUUUUCCGUUUAGGUUCAAGCAAUUUUAAAUGAAGCUUGCCCGGCACUUGAUGUCUCAGUAGAGCAGAUUAAUGCUCUGGUGGCAUUCUUAGAGCCAUUCGAUUUAGAUGGUAGUCGAGAGAAGUCAGCUAGUGUCACGCCAUCUCGAGUACCUGCGCUACUGGGUCAUCUUCGUAUCGACCCAGAAGAUUCAGAAAUGGUCUGUGACCUUAAAAACUUGGCUCGAGACGAGUGCAAGAUUCUCGAUGCCAUUGUUCAAAUUGACAACUGCAAAAUUAUAGUAGGCUACUUCAAUAGAUCGGGGCUAAAAAGUGACUUAAAAAAAACCACCAAACAGGAGGUCCCUACUAGAUGGAACUCACAGCUAGAAAUGCUGGAAUCUAUGCAAUUUUCAUGGGACAAAAUCAAGGAUAUUGUGAAUGAGCCUGGCUGUCCACAUCUUGCUACCUUCAAUGCCAUUGACAAAAAUACUGUGGACGACUCGAUUGAUUUUUUAGAGCCGUUCGAAGUACACACUAAAGAGCUUGAAGGCCACCUGCACCCUACUAUUCAAAAGUGCUGCCCAGCAAAGCACGCACUUCUUGCUCAUUGCAGACCUUGCGCCACGGACAGUGAGCUAGUUUCCGCUAUUAAGGAAAAAGCAAGGUACUUGAUUCAGGAGAAAAUAGUUAUAGCAGAGGAGCACAAGCUGGCAUUAUUUCUGUGGCCCUCUAUGAACGAGCUCAACGCCAUUCCGACGGAAUGCGAGCGAAAAGAGGUACAUGCAGCUAUGCGGCGCAAAGCCUUAGGUGUGGAUGCGGCUGACAUCGACAACCCUGAUCCUGGUGUGCAGGAAGGGGGGCCGACACCCGCUAAGCGUAGGCGGGCGGAUCCGUAUGCGUCCCUUAAAACCAAGAAAAAUGUCGUAAGCAAGGACGAAAUAGACAAAUACUUGGAAAUGACGGCGGACGACAUAGGAGAUGACGAGGACCUUCUCGAGUGGUGGAGAACCAAGGGAACUGUGCCCUUCCCAAAAAUGUCAAAGGUCGCAAUGGAUUUGCUCGCCAUUCCCGGCUCCAGCGCACCUUGCGAAACCAUCUGGAGUGAUGCUGGACGCAUAGACACAGAUGAAAGAAGUAGUAUGAAAAUGGAGACUUUAGAAAAUAACUUGGUGCUGCGGCACUACCUCCGUGCUAAGCGAAGUGCUUAG
Messenger RNA from Frankliniella occidentalis (western flower thrips), 1454 nucleotides. RefSeq lists its product as uncharacterized. The record is from RefSeq and is a predicted model, not a curated record. The transcript is spliced from 4 exons. Lineage: Eukaryota; Metazoa; Arthropoda; Insecta; Thysanoptera; Thripidae. Gene Ontology annotation, molecular function: protein dimerization activity. Bases 462 to 1454 code for a protein of 330 amino acids.